UAAAGUACGAACCUGUGGCCGGCUAACUACUUAGAAGAUUAAUACUAAUAUUAUUACUUUAAAGGUUGUUCGAGGUUUUAGGCAUAAUUCGUCAUUAAAUUGCUUAUUGAGAAGAUGGUGCUGGCUAGCUUGACGGCUAACACUGUCUUAACACACCUUUGCAGGGCGGAGGGCUGAUAUUAAAAUUCGGAUUACGAAGGUGAGCUUUUGCAUUACGCGCAAAUGUCAAAAGCCCAGUUCAAGAAAAAGGAGUCCACUUCCAGCAAAAUAUCCGACGUGCAGGCAGAAGUAUGUUCUGUACCCAUCGCUUCAGCCGAGAGCCUGGACGACGUGUGGCCCGAGUGGACCGACGGCGACGUCUACAGGGAGAAAUGGGACUCUGGCAAAGUCCCAGACGAUCCCAAGAAUGUCAAGGCUCCCAGUUCAACUGUAAAAGAGAAGAUAGUUGAACCUCAGCGGAACAUAAAUCACGUUAUGAUAUUUAUUGCGUUUUACAAUUGUCUGUUACAGGUGUACUUUGAAGAUCCAGAGGGGAAAAUUUGCCUUCCGGCUUCAUUGAAAGUGCACUACUGGAAGCGCCCUACAGAGUUCCUUGUCAACAUGGUGCCCACAGUUGUUGAGAACACACUGAACUUUGACCUUGUGUCCUCCAACCAACAUCUGCUUUGCAGCGAGCUGAUGAGAUGGAUCAUCAGUGAGGUUUAUAUCGUUUGGAAAGUCUUCCACCACCCUGAAGCUUCAGACCAACACGGCUGGAAACCUUGGGAGCACAUCUACUCGCUGUGCAAGCCGGGGAAGGGCCACAUGCCGCUCUUCAACAGCUACGGGAAAUACCUGGUUCGACUCUUCUGGAUGGGUUGCUGGAGGAAGAUAACAGUGGACGAUUCCAUGCCCUUCGACCGAGACCACAAUCUGCUGCUGCCGGCGUCCAGCUGUCGGUCAGUGCUGUGGCCCAUGCUGUUGGCCAAGGCGCUCAUCAAAGUUAUUAACACGAGGCCACUCAGUGAAAAUGUCAACAGAAAUAAAAUGGCGCAGCUGUCCGACGAGAUUGGAGAGUUCAACUUCAUCCACCACCUUACCGGCUGGAUCCCGGAAAUCAGUCCGAUAAACUACAUGUGCCGGAGAAAAACCUGGAAUUUCUUGCAAGGCAGCAUCCCGGAAUUCCUGCACAAAUGCGCAAAAAUGCAGCAGCAGAAGAACUACCACCAAUCGAGGAGGAGUUCUGCCCUCGGGGAACACAGGAGCCAUCGGGACGUGGACAAAAACUCAGGUAAAUUGGUGGUGUGCGCCAGCUUCUAUCCCAAUCAGCUACACGAUGAUCCCUAUGUGUACACCAAAAUGGCUGAUUCUUCGGAGGCUUUGCGCUGCUACAACCUCUGCUUGCGCCACAGCCACGUGGUCCUGCUGACCCAGACCCGAACGUGCCCCUUGGAGUUACCGUAUGAAGCGCCGCCUGAGCCGCGAUGGAAACUGAUCCGCAAGAAAGGCAAGAAGCCUGUGAUCAGCGAUGAGCCACGGAUUAUUCCUUUGCCCGAACCGGAGGAGUUCAUCGGCAUCGCCAGCCCCUUCAUCGACCAGCGUGUCAGGAGCCCUCCUCGCCCCGCCAAAGAGUGGGUGGACAAGUGGAGCGUUCCGAGGAAGCAGCCCUACACGCCCCCUCUGGACCCCAUCGCCGAAGGCGCGGAGAACGAAGGCUGCGAGGCCCUCGAUACCGAUGCGGCUGAAAGCGACUUUAACUGUGAAACUGUCGUCGAGGAUGUGGAGGUUCCCGCAGAGGACAAGAAGAAGGACGACGAUGCCGUCUCCAUUGAUCCGCCCAGGAGUGUAAUUAAAGAACCCAUAGUCAAACCCAUACUGCCAGAGGCUUGGGUGGAAUUGGAAGACUUUCCUAAAUGUUUCUGUCGCUUGUUGGUGUUCCAUAACCCCGAAACGUACCCACACCAAGCUCAGAAGUCUCUUCUUAAGUGUUCGUACGCGCGAGGGACUUACUACUUGUGCGUGGACAGCCUGCAACCUUCCCUGAUCCUCAUCAGUUUCUCUGGUCUGCUUCGCUGGGGAGAAAUAGACAGUACCAAUGACAUGUCAGCAGUUCGCUGCCCCGCCCUUCUGCAGGCCGCCCCGUUCCACUGGAAGAGCAGACAGUGUCAGCCGCCCAUAGUCACCAUCGAGACCAACUGCUCCAAAGCCACCGUGCUGAACUUACCCACAGGGCGCCAUGUUUUGUCCUUCCACACGUACGCAGAGCUGGGCUACCAUGUGCACCUGUGCAGCAAAACGCAUUUCUCCUUUGGGGAGGAGGACGCCAUCUUGUCGCUUUGUACCAAGGAAAGUCUUCGUUUCAGUGAGAAGGCAAAAGCUAUCAUGCGGGCCCUGUCCAAACUGGUGGCUUCCUUUCAUGACCGACACGGCCAAAAGCCUCACAUAAGACUCAACCUGGAGGAAGCUUGCAGUCCCAAACAAACCCCGCUUGAAAAUUGGCAGGUCCAAAAGGUGUUCAACUUGGCCGUCUAUCACAUGCUGCGCGAUGCCCUGGGAAGGGAAAUGACCCCGCAGGAGCGCUUUGCUGUGCUGGCCCUCACUGCUGACCCUUCACUGCUGGCGAGGGCACGCAGACCGCGCCCGCCUGCAUUGCUUCAGGAGUCCAAGACUCCAGAAACAUGGGUUGACAGGCAGCCAACAGCGCAAGAGGUCAAGGCAGCAACUCUUCUCCAGGCUGCGUUCAAGGGACUCUUGGUGCGAGUGGUCCGCAAAUCCUCCAAAGCUGGCACCAAGGAGAGCAUCCGGACGUCAGCGCUGCUUUCCGAAAUGUGGUCCAAGGUGGAAUGUGACUUUGACAAACACGCGGCCUCCUUGCUCCGGUACAUGUUUGAGCUCUCCGACAGGGAAACCAUAAUCUACCCGUGUCAGCUGGAUGAAUGGACCAAAGUCGUCUUCACCGACUACUCCGUCAACCUCCCGGAGAAAGCCAACUCCUGGAUUUUGGUCUUUAGAGAGGUGUUCUUUUUCACUAAGGAGACAUUGCUGUUGCCAAAGGUCUAUAGUCCAGUCCCCUAUUCUCGGCUGCACGUCAUUAAUAACGACACCGGAGAAGAGCUGAACAAGCUCAUCACGAGAGUCCCGCCCCUCCUUUAUCAACCCAACGAGCUGGGCUACACUUUUUUCGCCGAAGUGUUCACGCCCGAAUCGCCACCCGCCAACCCCAAGUGGACGUUGCGCUUGACCGCCACGCGAGAGCCUCUCCCGAAAUUGUCCCACGCGCCUCCGCUCAACACAUUUGCCGUGCAGGAAUUCCAGGAUUAUUACAUUCCCAACACUAACAAUAUCAUAUGUGGCUAUACUGUGAAGGUGACCGUGCCUCUCCUCGGCACCGUUCACUUCCAGACGUCCAGCCGUCACGUCAAGAUCCGUCUGUCCAUCCUGGAGCACGAGACGGUAGUGGCCAGCGCCACCGGGCAAGGCCAAGUCGUCAUUCCCGUCGCCAACUUCCUGCCCAAUGAAGAGAAAGAAGAGGAGGAGGAAGAGAAGGAGGAGGAGCCAUUAGCUCCCGGUGGCGCACUAGAGGAGAACCGGCACACUCCCCCAGCCCAGGAGGACGAGAUCAAGGCGUUAGACGACAGCCAGGAAGAAGACGAGGAGGGAAGUACGUCGGGGAAAUCGGACUGCGAAGAAGACCACUCGCCGCCGUCCACCAAGACGCCGGAUCACAGGUAUUUGGUGAGGGCAGAGGUGCUGUAUCACAGCUGGGAUUUGGAUGAGUCUCAGCUGGCUUUCGCCCAUCUGCUCAGUUUCAAAGCAACCCAAGUGUUCUUUCCGGAGGAAUUGACAGAAGCCACCUCUGACAUGUCGGGAAGCGACGAGCAGAGCACGGACACGGCCAAAGUCAACCGAAAAGGUGACGAUGACAAGGGGACCGGCAGCUCCUCGUCGGUCUCGAGGGAAGAAAUGGGCCUUGACCUUACUAAGGCCAACUACACGCUGCGCGUUGCGGUCGACAAGAGCCAAGCUGAGAGCAUCGUGGUGAAGAAGGACGUGGAGCGAAUAGAGCAAAUCAAGGCUAUUAAAAGAGCCUGGGAGGCGGCUGAACCGGGCCGCGCUGCCAAGGCGUGGCAGUUACGUCUCAACUGGCUGAGCCAAUUUUACCUCCCCAAGGAUGGCGACGUUCCAGAUGAAGAGCCAGCCACCAUCGAGGCCGAGGAGGGCUGCAGUCCUAUACCUCCCAACGCUCCCAAUAUUCCAAUUGAACAACUGUUAAGCAUCGUUGUUCCUCCCUUGGACUACCAGCCGUUCAUCAGAAGGAGAACAGAUACCCCGAUCCUGUUGGACCCCGAGAUGGAGGAGUGCCAGCGGCAGGAACGCUUAGAAAGGAUCCAGGCCUACCAGGUGGAACGCGAUCUUCUGGUGGAGGAGCGUCAGCAGAGAGCCACCCUCAGGAGGGAACGAAUGCAAGGCCUCCUGAGGCAGUACGAGGACCAGCAGACGGCGAUGGUGCAGGAGCAACAGAAAUUCCACGACACGCGCACACCGCAAAAUCAGAAACCCAACGAAACUCGCAAAUGGCUUAACGACCGCAUAAAAAGGAGAGAGGAUAAACACACGGCGGAUGAAGCCUAAUCAGGCCGGGCCGUUGACGUCAAACAAAUUCGACCUGCAAACAAAGUCUCGCUUGGCCUUGUGCAAGUCUGUUUGUAACUCAGACACCACAACUCAGGGCUUUAUGUUGUCCCCGCUCACCUGCAAAUAUGUGAAUCCAUCGCUUGCCUAUCGACAAGUCAAGGAUGCAGGAAAAGAUCGAUAAGUGACUGGAGCAAGAUUCAAGCGAGGCAUCCGCAAUGUGCCAAAGUAAUACAACUUAUGGACCUCAACAUGACUACUAAAAAAAUAAAUGACUGAAUGAGUUUUGGACUGUCGUUGGAAACCGGUUUCCCAGAGACGCAGGUUCAAACACAGAACGUUUUCUGGCUGUGAAGUGGCAGUGCUCACCAAUGUGCAAUUCUUUUGGUUGGGGGGGGGGAAGAAGACACAUGUGCAACGUGUCUCCUGCAAAGCAGAACUGGCUUACGCAACUGCGGCGUCUACGCUCAAGUAAAUAUCGUUAGCUAAUUUGAAACAGCCUACAAACCGCUAGUUAGACUGAAUUGUAAUCCCUCUACGAUCGCUUUAUUGAGCAAACGGUAAAAUAUGCGCGUUCGCUUCAUACGUUUGCUGACUCUGACGUCACUCAACGGGCCAGGCCCCACCACACACAUUCAAAAUCAUACAUGUGUAAAGCUUUAUAAAUAUGUAUAAAGUAAAUGAUAUAUGUUCACUACUUUUUCUUUUUUUUUUUUUUUUUUGGGACUACUGUACUCGAGUCAAAUCAUGUAAUAUUGUUGAUUUUGUUUCUUCUUUUUUAAAAUUAUUUUUUUCCCCCACCGGUAGAUUCGUAGUGGUCCAUUUAGAACCCUGACUUGUUGCUCUCGUGGGAUUUUAGUCGAUUAUAUACAGAGUGAUUGGAGAGUAACUCUAUUUUAAGACGAGGUCAUCUGGGUUCAAAGGUUUGUGUCAAUCUCUACCUAUUGCAAAAAUGAUUUCUCCCUCUCUCGUAUCGACACAGAAUUUGUGUCCACGCAAAACCGAUCAAAAUACAAACUGAAUUUCAUUGUAUUGAGACCGCAAGGACCAAUUCAGCCUUGCAUUUUCUUCCGCCCCAGUAUACACAUGAUAAUAUUCAGCAAACUGUUUGCUCUCUUGAAGGUCGCUGUGUUGACUUGAUGCCCCAAAGGCAUGCUGGGUACACGUCCCUCUCCAGCUGCUGGUUGAGUAAUGUAUUUUGUGUGAAAAGAAGUCCCCAUUACACAAGACCAAACAUGGUAAACUUGAAAUAAAACCUGUA
Phycodurus eques (leafy seadragon) is the source of this 5872-nucleotide messenger RNA. It is a transcript of the gene adgb, whose product is annotated as androglobin. The transcript is spliced from 33 exons. Gene Ontology annotation, molecular function: protein binding; calcium-dependent cysteine-type endopeptidase activity. The coding region runs from base 223 to 4611 and encodes 1462 amino acids. NCBI's taxonomy places the organism in Eukaryota, Metazoa, Chordata, Actinopteri, Syngnathiformes, Syngnathidae. Gene Ontology annotation, biological process: proteolysis. The record is from RefSeq and is a predicted model, not a curated record.